Molecule: messenger RNA, 2044 nt
Organism: Exaiptasia diaphana
Lineage: Eukaryota; Metazoa; Cnidaria; Anthozoa; Actiniaria; Aiptasiidae
Product: GPI mannosyltransferase 2-like
Exons: 4
Coding region: 157-1332 (391 amino acids)
Biological process (GO): GPI anchor biosynthetic process
Cellular component (GO): mannosyltransferase complex; endoplasmic reticulum membrane
Molecular function (GO): alpha-1,6-mannosyltransferase activity; GPI mannosyltransferase activity
Source: RefSeq, a predicted model, not a curated record
GCGGACGAAGUUUAUCGAGUUUUUCGAAUUUGUUUAAUUUCUCGGCUAAUUGUGACCGUCUUUCAGUGUGCUUCCAACAACUUUAUCGCUGACUACGACAGCUCCAGUUUACUUGGUAACAACAAUGGUACACUGUUCGACAAUGUUGCAAGWCUUAUGUUUCAAGGCUUUACAAACUGGGACUCAGCCUACUUCUUGGAAAUUGCCGAGCAAGGUUAUCAAUACGAACAAUAUAUGGCUUUCUUCCCACUGUAUCCAUUACUGAUGAGACUUCCACGCCAAAUGGUUGGUGAUCGUUUCAACCGAAAAAGUAUCUUCGUAAUCGUUGGAUGGAGCUUAUCGUGUGUAUUUUUUACCGUGGCUGCAGUGGUUUUAUACAAAUUAACUCGGUUAAAGUUCAAAGAUCAUCGCAUGUCUUUGUUUUCGUCGAUAUUAUUCUGUAUGAACCCAGCUGCUGUCUUCAUGAACACCAUCUACUCAGAGAGCAUGUUUGCUUGCUUUUUAUUCAUUGGACUUUAUUGCUUAGAAGUUUCUUCAAAAACUUACUACAUUAUUAUUGGGUCUUUAGCGUUUGCGUUAGGCAGUGCUACAAGGUCGAAUGGACUUCUCUCUUGUGGAUUUGUUUGCUAUUUUCUUAUCAAGAGACUUGUUAACUCAGUAUUCAGUCAAUUUACACCAAACGUUGUCUUCAAGCAUGAUACUUGGAAAGAAAGGCUGUCAUUACUAGCUAACACAACUUGUACACUUGUCAUAUCAAAUGCAAUCAUUUUGUCACCAUUCUUCUUAUUUCAGUACUAUGGAUAUUAUAUAUACUGCAGUAACUCUCCACCUACCCCUCCCUGGUGUAAUAAAACAAUACCAUUGUCCUACUCAUAUAUUCAAGACCAUUACUGGGAUGUUGGGUUUUUGAGGUAUUAUGAGGUCAAGCAAAUACCUAACUUCUURCUUGCUUUACCUAUGUUUAUCUUGUGUUUUGGUGCUUGUACUGACUACCUUCAAAGUGACAAUAUUGCAUCUAUUGUAAAGACACUUGGUUUGUGGCAGGAACAGAGGUCAAAACAACAAAAAUGGAUUUCCAUUGAAAGAACCUUUCAUUCCCCAGAAGUCUUUGUCUACAUUGUACAUUUGUGUUUCCUUACAGUAUUUGCUGUGACGUCCAUCCAUGUUCAGGUAUUGACUCGAAUGAUCGCUUCGUCAUCACCAGUAAUCUACUGGUAUUCAGCACAUUUAAUUGCCAAGCAWUCCGAUUACACAAAACUUAUUCUUGGAUAUUUUAUUACUUAUUUUACACUUGGAAUUAUUCUUCAUUGUAAUUUCUAUCCAUGGACAUAAGGUUUAUUUUGUGUUUUCGCCUCAUCUUCAUUCAAAUUUUCUAGCCUAUUAGAUGUAUAAGAUUUUUCUUUGUUUUGUUGAUUUUUUUUCUGUCGCAAAGAAAAGUAUUCAGAGGUAACUGAAACGUAARAAAUAAUAAUCGUAUUAGGGAAAGUACAUUUAUUAUGCCCAGGGGAUGUAUGAAGAUGUCAUAUAAAUAUCUCAUUAAUUUUCUGAGCCCCUGUUUGGCUUGUCACAAAUUUUCCAAGGCCAAUUAGAGAAUUUAGAGAUAUUUCACAGAAUAUUGUUGGUCAUGCCCCCCCCCCCCCUAUGCUGCUCCAUUUCUUGGGAGCCCCUCCUCGACAUCUCCUGCCCCCGUCUCGAAAUAAUAAAUGUGUUUUCCCUUAAUCAUAUGCAAUGGUUAAAAGACCAGAAGAGAGAAAAUGGGUUAGAAUGGCGUACAAACCUGACGAUUUCCUACGGUUUGAUUUGAAUCCGUGAAAAGAACUCACAAAUCUGGAAAAGUGGCGGGUAGAGUGGAUCUAGACCUGGUUCAAAGUCCAUACAAAAUCGUCAAAUGAAAGUUAAAAACAAAUAAAAAAGUACAAAAAUAGGGGGAGAUGAGAAAGGAAAGUAGAAUUGAUAAAAUUGAAUUAGUAGAGAGAAGAUAAGUGGCAUUGUUGUGUGUAAAUAAUGUAAAUACAGAGCAACAAUACAAAUAUUAGAAUGUCGA